AUGUUCAAGACCAACAAGCCUAAAAGGCACAGCUCUGUCGGCAGUCUCUCCGCGCCUAACCCUGCUCUGUGUGUGGUCCGCAGCGGUCCUGCACAAGGCUGGUGGGAGGCUCAAGGACCAAGCCCCAGGAGCGGCAUCCUUGUCGCUGCCGUAGGGACGCGGGCUGACCGCUGGGUGUCUCUGCUGUGCGAACAGCUGGGCCGAGGGAGCCCGCGCCGGGGGUGGAACCUGUGCGGAGCAGCCUCCGUGCCUAGCGAGACGUUUUCUUACAAGAGUUUAGCCCGGAAACCGGUGCCCGGAGCUGUGCCAGUGACCCCGUGCAAAGUCGCGCCCCAGGCCGGGCGCCUGCGGUCCCCUCCGCGGGCCAGCGUCUACCUGAUUAUAGGGUUGCAGAAUGAACUGACCAGAUGUGGAAUCUUGAAGAACAUGAGUGACCAUGAAGGGUUUUGGAAGCUGGUUCAAGAGGAAGGUCACGGAACAGAAAUCAAAGAAAAGCUCCAAAAUAUAAAAUUUAAAAUGUUGAAUCCCAGGCCUCAGGAUGCUCCUAGGAGAAGGGAAGCCAGGCCACUGGUGGACGCUGAUCGCCAGGACAGGCUUUGCCGGUGGAGACAGGGCCUUCUUUCUCAAGUGACGGAAUGGAGGAAAAGGUGUCAACAGCGAGAAGAUGCAGGAAGACCGGGAAGACGAGCCCCUGGACAGGGCAAGAUCCCUUGUAAAACAGGUGAGAAGGAUUCCCGAAGUAAGAUCUAUCUUCGUCGCUUGUAUCAGAUGUAUUCAACCUCUCUUGCAAACAUGGAAUUCUCCAGAAGACUGAUGGAGAGAGACGGCCGCUUUGCAGAUGAGCACACUGAGCGCAGAGCUGGAGGUCUGCUGGAUUUCAUGGUCCCGAAUGAAGACACCGGGCAGGAAGAAGUCCAGCCCAGGGAAAUGGGGACAGAGGACCCACCACCCAUCGGGCGGCAGCCUGGAGCACGGCCUGCCCUUCGCUUCCUGAAGUGCCAGAGCCCAGCGAGUGCACAGAGAGCGCCCCACCAGAAAACAGGAGGUCGCCAGGUGGCCCUGGGUGGCAUGUGA
Urocitellus parryii (Arctic ground squirrel) is the source of this 1074-nucleotide messenger RNA. NCBI's taxonomy places the organism in Eukaryota, Metazoa, Chordata, Mammalia, Rodentia, Sciuridae. The record is from RefSeq and is a predicted model, not a curated record.